UCACCAUCACAAUUCAUUCCAAUAUCAUCAACAUCAUCAUCAGAUGUUGCGAAUAUUGUAAUUGAACCAAAAAAUAUGACCACUGUUGAAAGAUUAUUACGAUCAUCACCAUCGAAUCAACAGCAGCAGCAGCAACAACAACAACAACAACAUUCACAUAAUCAUCAACAGCAUCAUCUUCAUCAAUCAAUCAAACCAAUUAAUGAUCUCCUUAAAUUAUCUUCGGUGGUACAGUCAUCGGAUAUUAUUCAUAACAACAACAAUAAUUCAGUUCAACAACAACAACAAAUUCAUCUGGCUCUUCAACAACCAUCGUCAUCAUCAUCGAAUCAGCAAAUUUUAUUAAAUCAUAAUUUUAAUUCUAUUCAAUUAAAUUCAGAAUCUAAUGUUACUGCUGCUGCUCCUAUUUCAACGAUUAAAUUGGAUCAACUGCAACAACAACAACAGCAGCAGCAGCAGAUGACUGCCAUUUCUUCUGUUGCUUCGACAAUACCUCAUAUCAUACAUCAAGCGAGAACAAUUCCAAUAUCAAGCAUUCUAAAUGGCCGAAAUUCCAAUGUAUCAUCAUCACCAGCAGCAUCAUCUAGUCAUCAACACCAACAACAUAUAACGAAUCAAAUUGAACAAUUUCAAUUCAAUCAACAACAACCAUCAGCAAAUACAACAACAACGUUUGUUACGAAUGAUGAUUCCGUUUCGAUGAUUCGACCAUCUAAUGAUAAUACAACAACAACAUCGACAACUGUAGUAGAAUCAACAUCUACUUCUAUAGUGAAAAUUAUUGAUCAUAUUGAUCAACAUCGUAUUGUUGGUCUUCAUCAUCCAAUAAGUUUGAUUGUCAAUGAUAAUGGUUCAACUAAUUCAGCGACAACCGCUAAUUCAACGAAUGGACAGAUAAUGAUUAAUCCUACAAAUGCUUCCAUAGAAUUUAAUAAUAAUCAAUCGCAACCAUCACCAGUAUCACAGACAACAAAUCAAUCAACAAACAACAACGAUACAGCUGAAAGAAUCAAUUUUGUUCAUCCAUCGAACAAUACUACGAAACAACAUCAUACUGAUCAUCAAACAAUGACUGUGAUUCAUAAUAAUCCACAUCAUCAAAAUCUACAAAUAUCUCGAUCAUCAUCAUCAUCAUCAUCAACAUCAUCGAAUAAUAAUCAUACAUCGAAUAUAUCGCCAACAAUCAUUAACAAUCAUGCCGCAAUUCCUUCAAUAGUAGCUCAUAAACGUAAAAGCAAAUUGUUAUCAAGUACAAUAAAUCUUCAUGAUAAUUCGAUAAUUGGAAAUCAAUCAGUAGUGUCUACGCCAACAUCAGCUGGUGAUAUGGUCGUUGUCACUAUUCAAUCACCUAUCCGUUCAUCAUCAUCAUCAUCAUCCACGUCCUCAUCAUCGUCAUCAAAACAUGCAACAACAGCAUUAUCUUCCACUAAUUCCAAUGUUGAUAAUAGCAAUGGAAUUUCAUUAGCAAAUCUUUCUUCCGUCUCUAAUGUGAAUAAUGCUACAACAACAACCAUUGAAAAUUUGGAAAGUAUAUUCGAUGAUGACGAUGAUGAUGAUAUCGUUGAUAAUGAAAAAAGAUUGGUUCAAGAUUCUAUUCGUUCUAAUAUAGCUCGUCUUCAUCAACGUAAUGAUGAUCUAUCCACUGUAGUAAUGACAUCACCGCAGUCUUCGAAUGCACAAGCUACCACUACCUCAUCAACAAUUGAAAAACAAGAAUUGACCGUUUUGAAUGUUACAUCAACGAAAACUGAUUCCAUUUGUAAUGGUGGUGGUGAUAAUUCGGUUGGCGACAGCGGCAAUGGUAGUGGUGGCAAUGCAACAAAUCAUAUUUUUACGGUUGAAAAUAAUUCAUCGUCUUCGUCUACAAAUUUUCGUUGUGAAUUCAAUGGUUGUAAUUAUAAAACAGGCGUUUGUUCAAACCUAAUCAAUCAUCUUCGUAGCAUACAUAAUGUAACACGACCAUUUCGAUGUUCAUAUGCCGGUUGUACAGCAGCAUUUAAAGAAAAAUAUAAACUUAAAGUUCAUACCGUUGUUCAUACAGGUGAAAAACCAUAUGUUUGUGAUUGGCCUGGUUGUGAAUCACGAUUCUCACAAUCUGGUCAUCUGGCAAGACAUCGAAAACGACAUACAUCGAUUGAAGAGAAAUUUUAUUGUACAUGGCCAAAUUGUAAUCGAUCUUUCAUACAGAAACAUAGUCUUAAAUAUCAUGAAAUGACACAUAGAGAUGAAAAACCAUGGACAUGUCAAAUGGAUGGUUGUGGUCGUUCGUUUGUUGAACGUUGGAAAAUGUUUAAACAUCAGCGGAAAAAACAUCCACAAUUAUGGAAUAUUAAUCAACAACAACAACGUAUGGCUGCCGCCGCUGCUGCUAGAAAUGGUAUAGUUGUUCCAUCACUACAACCAUCAUUACAGCAGCAGCAACAACAACAACAACAACAACAACCAAAGAACGAUAAUAAUUCAUGAAUUGAUUAAUUUUU
This is a messenger RNA of Dermatophagoides farinae (American house dust mite), 2480 nucleotides long. RefSeq lists its product as uncharacterized. The record is from RefSeq and is a predicted model, not a curated record. Gene Ontology annotation, cellular component: SWI/SNF complex. Gene Ontology annotation, biological process: positive regulation of DNA-templated transcription. Lineage: Eukaryota; Metazoa; Arthropoda; Arachnida; Sarcoptiformes; Pyroglyphidae.